Molecule: messenger RNA, 1896 nt
Organism: Ornithodoros turicata
Lineage: Eukaryota; Metazoa; Arthropoda; Arachnida; Ixodida; Argasidae
Exons: 3
Coding region: 1-1896 (631 amino acids)
Source: RefSeq, a predicted model, not a curated record
AUGAGAAUCGUCUUCGACGCACCCUCUCAUGAACCUGGCACCAGCUCGCUCAAUGAUAACCUGAACACGGGACCCAACCUAAAUCCGGAUAUUAUGCCACUACUUAUGAACUUCCGCCUUUAUCCAGUAGCCUUGAUAUCGGAUGUACAGAAGGCAUUCCUCCAGAUCGCCAUACACGAGGAUGACAGAGACGCCCUUAGGUUGCUGUGGACUACUCCGGUAAACAGCAAGCCACUACCUAACGUUGAAACGCGGCGCAUGACAAGGGUGACUUUCGGCACGGCCCCUAGCACGUUCCUCCUGGCAGCCACGUUACAGCACCACAUACAGCUGUAUGCCAGCGAACAUUCGAGAUUAGCAAAGCUACUUGAAAACUCCAUUUACGUGGACGACGACAUUUUUGGUGCGGCGAACGAGGAGGAGGUAGCGGAGAUGUACGCCGAAACAUUACAGCUGUUUGGCAAGGCUUUCAUGAAGCUUCAAAAAUGGGGUUCGAACAGUUAUGCGAUGCGCACGAAGUCCGAACCGGAUGCUGUUUUAAUUGGAAACACAACGAAAGUACUCGGCAUUCCUUGGAACCAGGAGCAGGACACGCUGUCUCUCCCUCUUGACUUCCACUGCACUUCUGGAGAAUACAACGGCAUGACCACGAAACGAGAGGUGCUGCGCUCGGUGGCACAAAUAUAUGACCCAUUGGGCUUCAUCCUUCCGUACACCGUCCCCGGAAAUAUGCUCCUACAGGAAAUCUGGAAGCACGGGCUGGAGUUGGAUGCUCCGCUACCAGAUGACCUCGCUCGUAAAUGGGGCACUCGGCACAGCCAGCUACAGGACCUCAAAGACAUUGAAAUACCACGCUGUUACUCACCGGACAUGAGCACUGAGAUCCAGCCACAGCUACACAUUUUCUCUGAUGCUAGCCCCGGCGCGUACGGUACCGUUGUUUCUCUACGUCUCGGCGGCUGCGCGGACGGAUACAAAACGCAACUGAUCGCAGCAAAAUCAAGAAUAGCACCAGUGAAGGAGAUGACUCAAGCUCGUAUGGAACUACUUGGUGCACUGAUGUCAGCUCGUCUCUCCAGCUACUUGCGGGACAAUUUCAAGCUCACCACCUCCGACUACUUUUGGACAGAUUCAAUGAUUCCUUUGCAAUGGAUACGAGGGGACGCAAACCGCUGGCCGCAGUUUGUGCGCAACCGGGUCACAGAAAUUCAACAGAAGGUAGAGAAAGAGCGAUGGAGAUACGUGGGAACAGAAGCAAAUCCCGCCGACUUGUUGACGCGAGGAACUAGUCCCAAGGAAUUGCUACAGUCGAAGCUGUGGUGGAAAGGAGCAACAUGGCUGGUGGAAUCUGAUGACAAGUGGCCAUCUCCUGAAGUCAAUGAGACGACACAGACUCAUGUUCAUAAAGAGCAGAUUGCGCUCCAGACCAUCGCACCAUCGUGCUCGAAUCCGGUGAGGGAUCUGGAACGCUUUAGCAAUGUCAAUCACCUCCAUCGGAUAACCGCGUGGAUACUUAGAUUCAUCAAGAACUCCAGAGCAAUAGGUCGGUUCAACGGUCCCUUAAGCGCUAGUGAGAUUCAACAGGCCGAACGCUACUGGGUAAAGCAACAACAAGAAUCUGCAUUCGCGGACGAAAUCAGCGCACUUGGAGCCAACAGGGCACUUCAGCGAAUAUCGAAGGUGAAAGAUCUAAGGCCAUUUAUUGACGACGACGGCAUCCUCAGUCUUGGAGGACGAAUGGGCGGUAGUCGUCCCAUAGCCAAGUUUUCCGCUCCAGAGUGCGUGACACUUUAUUGCCGCUACGCGAAAGGUUCUGGAUACUCCGGGCACGACAACAAGUCAAGCGGACACUACGAGGAUGCGUUGCAUGCAGAAGGAACGACGCAAGGCAUCUGA